Messenger RNA from Oreochromis niloticus (Nile tilapia), 1092 nucleotides. RefSeq lists its product as uncharacterized. Gene Ontology annotation, biological process: response to bacterium. The coding region runs from base 499 to 984 and encodes 161 amino acids. The transcript has 5 exons. NCBI's taxonomy places the organism in Eukaryota, Metazoa, Chordata, Actinopteri, Cichliformes, Cichlidae. The record is from RefSeq and is a predicted model, not a curated record.
GUUACUGGAUAAACUUUGUUAAUGGAUUUAUAAACACAUAUGUAUGCAAAAGCAUUACAUUGUACAGGCAGAUCUCGGGCAAGAUAAAAAAGAAAAAUACACUCCGCCCCUCAGAACCCCUUUAUAUGAGCUAUGUAGUACAACAUAUCAAUGCAGUGACAGGAAUAAACACAUGAUGAGGAGCUUCGUCUUGAGCACAGCUUUAUUUCUCUCCAGCCUCAGUAAGUACUGGCACCUCAGUACUCUCAAAUAACGGAAUGAGUAAAGUCAUUAAACAGAUAUAAUGGAUGUUGUUGUCCUGUAACACUGUAGGUUCAGACAUAAACAUUAUGUUCUUUCAUUCCAGGCUGGAUCUUUGUCUCAGGUUCUGAGUUUCAGACUGUGGAGGUCCAACUUGAUGAAGAAGUUACCUUGAAGUGCUCCAACAUUUCGAUUCAUCCAACACAGACAGACUGGUUCAAAGUUAUCAACAGAACUAAGCCCAGCUGUAUUGCUGCUAUGUAUGGAUCUCAGGGCAAAGCUUCAUUCUGUGAUGGAUUUCGAAAUGGAAAAUUCAAUAUGAGUUCCAACAACACCUCUGUCUUUCUUAAAAUCACACAAGUGGAUUUAUCUGAUGUUGGGCUGUAUUUCUGUGGAUUUUACGUGAAUAAGCAUACGGUCAUUUCCAAUGCAGUCGAGUUAAGAAUUCAAGGCGGUGAAACCAAUGAAGAAGAGGAUUUUAAGACUGAAAAAGAGCCUGGUAGUACACACGUGAUGAGCAUCGUCCUGAGUGGUGUGACUGGUUUGUUCACUGUGGUGGUCAUUGUUCUGGUUCUAAAAAUCUGGAAACUUCAAACAGAACCUAAACCAGAGAGGAACAAGAAUGUGAGCUCAGAAAAUCUGAAGUACACAAUGAUGAAUAUCCUGACGAAGGUCAAAAGAAGCUGUGGGUCUGUGGCACAGACAGAGCUGGAGACACAUGUUGUGUAUGCUGCUGCCAGAUAGACUGAAUAAGUGGAGCUCAUGCUUUAUGAUAAUAACCUGCUGAUGUAGUUUUGUGUAUGUUUUGUGGAUGACAUGGCAAAAACUGGCUGGCAAAAAAUAAAAAUAAUA